Brettanomyces nanus is the source of this 939-nucleotide messenger RNA. RefSeq lists its product as uncharacterized. The record is from RefSeq and is a predicted model, not a curated record. Gene Ontology annotation, cellular component: membrane; lipid droplet; dehydrodolichyl diphosphate synthase complex. Lineage: Eukaryota; Fungi; Ascomycota; Pichiomycetes; Pichiales; Pichiaceae. Gene Ontology annotation, molecular function: ditrans,polycis-polyprenyl diphosphate synthase [(2E,6E)-farnesyl diphosphate specific] activity. Bases 1 to 939 code for a protein of 312 amino acids. The transcript has a single exon.
AUGAUGAAUACCCUUCUAUGGAAUCUUAUCUCUGCUGUACCUGGCUUUACUUAUAUCGACGCGUUCUUCAAGGAUUUCAUCAAAAAUAUUCUUAAAACAGGUCCUAUUCCCAACCAUAUCUCUUUUGUUAUGGAUGGAAAUCGUCGUUUUGCUAAAACUUGGAAUUUACCUCUAAAGGAGGGUCAUAGAAGAGGUGCAGACGCUUUAAUGAAUGUCUUACAAUGCUGUAUUGACCUGGGAGUUAAGAAUAUGACCGUCUAUGCCUUUUCUAUAGAGAACUUCAAUAGGCCUCAACCAGAAAUCGAUACCAUCUUUGACUUAUUGGUCUCAAAAUUGGCUUAUAUCUCUGAAGAUAACGAAUUUUGUGAUACCCAGAAGUUGCGUAUCAAGAUUAUCGGUGACAGAUCUCUAAUUCCUGAAAGAAUCUUGCAGGAUAUCCAACGAAUUGAGGCUAAAACAAGCUCUCACAAGGAUCAUACCCUUUUUAUUGCCUUUCCGUAUACUUCCAGAGACGAUAUUACCCACUCUGUUAGACAAAUCGUCUCUAAAGUGAAAGAUGGCCAACUAAAAGUGGACCAGAUUGAUGAAAAUCAAAUAGAAAAGAACUUUUACUAUGAAGGAGAAGCAGGUAAAGUGGAUAUCUUGGUCAGAACCUCUGGUCACACUAGACUCAGUGAUUACAUGCUAUGGCAAUGUCAUCAGGAUUCAGUCAUAGAGUUUCCCAAUACUCUAUGGCCCGACUAUCAGUUCUAUUCUACUUGGUGGACCAUAUUCAAAUGGAGUUAUUAUAAGACCCUUCAACUACAGGAUGCAGAAGUGAUGCAGAUCAAAAAGUUGAGUCCUGAGGAGAUUGAUAGACGAUACCAACACCAUCCAACCUACCAGAAGCCUAUCACAGAAUUCACACACCCGCCUUAUGCUUCUGUCGUCAAGAAAUAA